AUGUCGCACAACACGAAUCCCACCUCGCACCCAUCGACGACCUCGAAUCCACAUCCACUCCCUCCCGCUCCUUCAAGUCGCCAAACCUCCCGAUCCUUCGCACAACCCUCCGCAUUACGGACCGCACUCAGUCGCAGCGCCGUGUACUCAUCACAAGGACCGACCGAAUCCGCGGAACGUCUCCUUCCACCUUCGACCAACGGCAGAGGGAGAUUUCGCGAUGAAUCCGCAAGCCCCAGUGCGAGUCGCAGCCCGAGUCGAAGUCCCAUGCGAAAUGCUGCAUUUCCCACGAUGAGCGACAGCAGGAGGAGUUCGUGGUCAAUAGAGAGUGGUGACAGUCGGUUACAGAGCCCGUUUGCGUCGCCAUUUGAUGAUUCUCGAGCGCCGUCAAGAGCAGGGAGUGAUGAGGAUGUCAACACGCAGACGGUGAGCGAGAAGUAUAACAUCCUGCCAUCUGCGGGUCUGUUGCUCUUCCCGGAAGAUGUCGAGAAGGACGAUUACAUGCAUAACCCUGAUCCGAAUGACAAGGAUGGCAGAUUGAGUUGUUCGGAAAUGUGGAGUAAGAGAGGUAUGGUGAACCUGGGAGGAUUGCUGUUCAUCACGAUUGGAAUAUUGGUGCUGUUCAUCGGAUAUCCGAUAUUAACGUUCGUCCAGAAAGCCAUCAAGGACGCACAUCCGGAGGGCUACAAUUGUGAAGCCGAUCCGAUGUGUCUCAAUGAAAAGUUUCCGUUGUUCAAGAAUAUUCGAACAGGUUUGGUCGACCCAGACACGCCGGACAGUGUCAAAUCACGGACAGGCGACAACGGCAAGAAGCAGACAUUGGUCUUCAGUGAUGAGUUCAAUGAUGCAGGAAGGACAUUUUACGACGGAGAUGACCCUUUCUUCCAGGCCAUGGACUUUUGGUACGGCGUAACGGUAAACCUCGAAUGGUACGAUCCUGAUGCAGUCGUCACUUCUGAUGGCGUCCUGAACCUCAAAUUCGACGCUUUUGCCAAUCACGACCUCAACUACCGCUCCGGAAUGCUACAAUCCUGGAACAAACUGUGCUUCAAGGGAGGAUAUCUCGAAGCCAGUAUCUCGCUUCCCGGCCGGGGCGACACGAUCGGUUUCUGGCCGGGUUUCUGGUCUAUGGGCAAUCUCGGUCGACCAGGCUACGCCGCCACCACGGACGGUAUGUGGCCUUACUCCUACCACGAUAAAUGCGACCCGGGCAUCACUCCCAAUCAAUCCGAUCCAGACGGCCUCUCUUACCUCCCGGGCAUGCGUCUCCCAGCAUGUACCUGCUCCAACGCCGACCAUCCUUCUCCAGGCAACUCACGUUCUGCUCCUGAGAUUGACGCCAUCGAAGCCUCAGUCGAAUACCUCACCCCACCUCUCCAGAACGCCAUCGGUUCCGCCUCGCAGUCUUUCCAAGUCGCUCCCUUCGACGUUUUCUGGCAACCCAAUGCGGAUUGGAUGGAAAUCUACGACCAUUCCAUCGCCAAAGCCAAUGCAUACCAAGGAGGUGUCUACCAAGAAGCCGUCUCCGCUCUCGUGGCUCUCAACAACGAUUGGUACAACGGCAAUGCUUAUCAGACAUACGCCUUCGAAUACGAACCUGGUGGAGAUGGGUAUAUCACCUGGUACGUAGGCGACGACAAAACGUGGAAAGUCACUGGCAACGCGCUUGGGCCGAACGGAAACAUCGGACAGAGAGUAAUUUCCCAGGAGCCGAUGUCCAUCAUCGCCAAUUUUGGAAUGAGUGACUCUUUCUCGGCGCUGAAUUUGACCGGUCUAAUGCCCCUUUUGCCGGCGACCAUGAGGAUCGACUACAUUCGCAUCUAUCAGGACGAAGAUGGAGAGUUGACGUGUGACCCGGCCGGAUACCCGACGACGCAGUAUAUCGCCGAACACCCGGUUCCGUACGCGAAUCAAAACAUGACGCAUUGGGAACAAGCGGGCUUCGACUUCCCACAGAAUUCGUUCAUGCAUAAUUGCAAGGCGGACACGAAGAUGAACAAGCGAGAGGAGGAAAGGAGAAUGCCGGUCGUCAAGAGGUCGAGACAGGCGCCCACGAGGCAUUGGUGGGAGUGA
Messenger RNA from Zymoseptoria tritici IPO323, 2073 nucleotides. RefSeq lists its product as uncharacterized. The record is from RefSeq and is a predicted model, not a curated record. Bases 1 to 2073 code for a protein of 690 amino acids. The transcript has 4 exons. Gene Ontology annotation, biological process: (1->6)-beta-D-glucan biosynthetic process; fungal-type cell wall organization. Gene Ontology annotation, molecular function: glucosidase activity. NCBI's taxonomy places the organism in Eukaryota, Fungi, Ascomycota, Dothideomycetes, Mycosphaerellales, Mycosphaerellaceae. Gene Ontology annotation, cellular component: endoplasmic reticulum membrane; plasma membrane.